AUGCAUCAACGGAUCAAGGCAUAUGGGGCGGUGGAUGGUGAAGAAGAUUUGUGUCGGCAUUCUCGCCGCGAUUGUGUUUGUACGAUCACACUGAAGAAGAGAGUCGAUUUGCGUUUUGAAUUUUUUUGCGUUGUUUUGCAACUGGGAACCAAACGAUUACUGGUUCUCGGAUCAUUUGCACUCUGGGAUGGAGAUGAAAGGGUCUUCCGAAUCGAAUCGCCCGCGAUCAGAGUUUGGGAGAGUGUGAUUGGGCGCUCGAUGGAAGAUCCGAAAGGGGCGACCAAAACGAGCCAACAGGAAACACGAUCCUACUCGCUGCGAGCGGCGUCAGUCAUCCGCCGCGGUUCAUCGGAAAUGUUUCAUCACGAAAGAGGAUGA
Messenger RNA from Colletotrichum orchidophilum, 378 nucleotides. RefSeq lists its product as uncharacterized. Bases 1 to 378 code for a protein of 125 amino acids. The record is from RefSeq and is a predicted model, not a curated record. Lineage: Eukaryota; Fungi; Ascomycota; Sordariomycetes; Glomerellales; Glomerellaceae. The transcript has a single exon.